AAUGCCUACGGGAAUGCCCUACAACUCCUGCGUGCUGCCGUAUCGGAUUCGCAUUGACGACUUCGCGUCGCCUUCGAACCAAGAUUCGGACACAUCCCCUCUCCUUCAUUUGUUAACACACACUCAUUCCGACCACAUCAGUGGACUCUCCGCCAAAUCGUUCGGUUAUCAAGUAUAUUGCUCUCAAGAUGCGAAGGAAAUGCUUCUUCGGCAUGAAGUUUAUGCAGAGCGUGAGCUGCAGGCGUUGGAGCUAAGGACACGGAAGAUUCGGACGUUCUCGCAUCUUAAGGUUGAUCCAUUGUGCUAUCCGGACGGCACCAUGUACUAUACAGGCUCAAGGGAUCUCUUGCGCCCGCUUCCGCUUCACAGACCAACGCGCAUAGAGUUAUCCGGAAACGAGUCAGUGACGGUAACACUACUUGAUGCCAAUCAUUGUCCCGGUGCAGUCAGGUUCCUUAUUGUGGGUGCACACGGCGCGAUUCUGCAUACAGGUGACUUCCGCGCGGAGCCGUGGUUUCUCGAGUCGAUUAUCCGCAAUCCGCUUCUCCAGCCUUAUCUGUCACCUCAUACCGAUGUUUCCACGUGGGCUGAUGAGAAAGGAAGAUCUCCUUCCUUGAACAAAACCCUCGAAGCCAUCUAUCUCGACACUGCUUGUGUCCUCUCCCCAAUGACGGUUCCAACUAAGGAAUGCGCGACAACCGAACUUGUCAAUAUCAUGAAAUUGUAUCCCGAAUCAGUGUACUUCUAUAUCAACUCCUGGACGUGGGGCUACGAAGAUAUUUUGAAGGCAGUAGCAAGAGCCUUCCAAUCUAAGAUCCACGUCGACCGAUAUAAGUACUCCAUUUACCAGCACCUCUCCGACCCUUUCCUGGCCAUCAUUACAACUCAAGAUGCGUCUUGCACUCGUUUUCAUGCUUGUGAACGUUUUCACCGGUGUUCAUACGUCGACGUCGAAAACGAUCCGAGUUAUCAAAAUUCGACGAGUGCCAUGGGCAAACGAGUCGUUUAUGUCAAUCCAGUGACCAUGAGUGAUACUGCCUGGACAAAAUACCUCGAAGAUGUCAGGAGUCGUAUUUCUUCUGGUGAACAAGUUAAUAAUUUGCUUGUGCCCCUUUCGCGCCACUCUACUCUGCCGGAACUUCAAGCCUUCGUCAAACUCUUUCGACCCAAACGCAUUGUGCCCAAUACUCUUGAUCCCCGUUUACUUGGUCUUGAUUGGGCCUACAUUGACCGGAACCUUGUUGGUGACGGUGCUGCUGAUAUCGCUGAGCGCUGGGCGGACCAGGGGAAGCUCCUCAAAAAGCUCGCAUACAUUCGCUGUCACCUCGGGAGGGAGGAGAACGACGUGAUCGACCGACUGCUUGGCGUGAAUAUCCAGGAGCCAUCUGUUCAUCAGCAACCCGUCACUCCGUUCAGCGUUGACAAAGGCAAGGGCAAAGAAACCCGAUCGUCACCACUUUAUGGCAGAGUUAGUGAAGAGGACUCUGACUUGGACAGCGACGACGAGCGUGGUCGGACGGCACACAAGCUUUUCGCUGGUCUUGCAGGAAUCGGUUCUGACGACAAGGAAAACACUUGGUGGGUGUCGUCGCCUAUCACCCAAGGCGACCACGGCGAGGAUGAUGACGUUCUGGGCGAGCUCGCGAAGAAGGGCCACGGUGUUCCUGUCGGCAACGGAGCGUGGAGGGUGAAUCGCUUGACCCCAACAUCCUCACCCAUUCAGACGAAGGGUCCAGUACAGAGGCAGUUCAUGGACAAUAAUCAGCGCCGUUCACAGGCGUCCUCGAACCGGCCGAUUGCCUGCUCUUCAAAAGUGCCGCCCCUUCCUUUCACCCCAAUUGCCAGCCGGAACCUUUCGCGAACGGCAAUGGCUGGCAAGGGCAAGGAACAUCGCCCUGAGUCUCCAAUCUGCAUCGCCUCUUCCUCCUCUCCCGACGUCCCGGAUACAAACCACAAAGACGGGAUCGGUCUGACGCGUCGGGCUCCAACUUCCAUGGACCUCAACAAUCUUUUAUCAAACAAUCCUUUGGCACGUGACAAAAGUGUAUUCUUGUCAAAGCCGCGUGCCCUUGUCUUUCAUCCAGCCCAACUCCCUUCACGUAUUACAACAAAGGGGAAGAGUAAAACCACGGCCUCUUCUGAAAAACUCCCCCAACAAUCUCAUCUCAACCCUCCCAACAUGACUUCCACGGACGAACUUUUCGACGAUUCUAAAUCCUUCAACGCGUCGGCGCCUAUGAAGAGGAAGCGCUUGUCGUCGGACGCAAGCACACCACCACAUAUAUCAUCCAAGAGACAACAUCAGGACAGUGGCUCACGAAGUCGCCCGGUGGCAGGACCGUCGGGCGAUCCACCGAUGGACACACCAACACCGAAGCCAGUCUUAGCACGAUCCCCUUCACCCCGCCGCGAGAACGCUCGCCAAUCUCUCUCCCCCGUCCCAUACGUCCCGAAUGAGAAGGAAAUGCACCAUCUCAGACGCUUGGAAACUGCACGCCAACUUGCCAUCACCUACCCUCAUCUCGUUGCGCCAUCGUAUCCCAAGAAGAGGGAACGGCAGCUGGCGCAAUGGAGCAGGAGGACAAGGGAGCGCGUUGCAGCGGCGGUUGGUGGGCCGAACGCUUCCUUGCCUAUUCCUGCUGCCUCAUCCGCAUCUGGAUCGGGAUCAGGUCCGAAUAUGACGGCGCCGAAGCCUGCUUCUCCACCAAAGGAACAUGAGAUGGCGAAGUUGAAGGAACGAAUGCUUAUGCCACAACGGACGGUCCUGUCCUUCGAGACAGUACAUGAUGAAGGUGAAUCAUCCUUCGAUUGGAAUCGAAGUAAACAGCUCGCAGACACAAUUCGGCAGGAUAUCACUAAUGGACGGCGUCCUGUCAUCCCUCCACUUAUAUCUGCACAAUCACAGUCACAAAGUCUGGAAACGGAAUA
This is a messenger RNA of Cyclocybe aegerita, 2928 nucleotides long. Lineage: Eukaryota; Fungi; Basidiomycota; Agaricomycetes; Agaricales; Hemipholiotaceae. The record is from the annotation of a GenBank genome assembly.